ACCGAGAGAGGGGCGGAGACACGGGGUUUAUUUGCAUAGCGGCCCGGCGCGUGCGACGCGGGGAGGCGGCGUUGGCGCCCGGAGCGGGUUCCCAGUUUGAAUCCGCGGCGGCGGCCGCUGCUGGGGCGGGAGCUGCCGCGGAACCCGAGGGCGCAGAAAGGUAUGAAGGAGAGUAGUGCCGCACAUAUCUAGAAUUCCUUGGAGGGGAAGAAACCAAGCACAAAAAUCACUGCUGUUUGAUACGUGAUCUUGGUAUGUGACAUUACUCUGAGAGAUUGACCUAUUCACACAAAUUUUUAAAUUUCUAACAACUUACAUCAAAAUUGCUGUGGAGGAUUUCAACUGAAAACUGCUUUUUAUGAACCACGACUUGAAAGGGCUAAGAUGGAUAGCACAGAGGAACCUCAGAGAAAAGUCUUUAAAGCACGAAAAACAAUGAGAGUAAGUGAUCGGCAGCAACUCGAAGCUGUCUAUAAGGUUAAAGAGGAGCUGUUGAAGACAACUGAAGUGAAACUGUUAAAUGGAAAACAUGAGAAUGGAGAUUCUGAUAUAAAUUCCCAUUUAAGCAAUACAGACUGUACAGAAGACAAGAAAGAAAUUAAUGGUAUGGUUGACUUGUGUGUUAACUCUGAAGAAAGAAGAGCAGCUUGUGAUGAAAUUAAUGAGACCAAAAGCCCUGAAAGUAGGGAAGAAAACAUAGUCAAUGACAUAGAAUCCAAACCUUUAAUGCUGUCUUCAGAAAAUAUUACUCCAGAGCAAGCUAAAGAUACUGACAUUGCAGUAAAAUGUGAGGCUGAAAAUGGAGUUGGUAGCAGUAAAGAUAACUUCCAUGAAGAAAAUAAUAAAAAAGAUCAUUUGGACCAAAGAAAGAAUGAUAUCCCAUUAGAAGGUGAAAGUAAAUCAAUUGGUGAUAUUAGUGACUCUUCUGAACAGAAGGGAGAAACAAAUGACUUACCUGUUAAUACCAGUUCAUCUGGUGAGGGAAGGAGGACUGAAGAUGUAAGUGUUGAAGAGACUGUUGGAGAAGCAGCCAUCUCUAGCAGUAUGGAAGCUGACCUGGAAAAACAAGAAGGCAGUGCAGAACUUCCAGAAACCACUGUUUCGAAGACAAUAGAUGAGCCAAGUGAAAGUAUCUUGGACAAUACUGACUGUAUGGAAACAGAUGACAUUAUUCCAAUUCUGGAAAAACUAGCCCCUGCUGAAGAUGAUCUGAGCUGUUUUGCUAAAAGUUCUCUGCUUCCAGGGGAUGACUCAGUCCCAGAUUUAGAAGAAAAAAUAGACAGUUGUUUGGGUUCACCAUCCAAGCAGGAAAGCAAUGAAAGUCUGCCAAAAGAGGCUUUCUUAGUACUGUCUGAUGAAGAGGAUCCCUGUGAUGAGAAGGAGGAACAUGUUGAAGGGAUACUACCAAACAAGUCAAGUCUUCCAGAAGAGGUGGAGGGGGAGAAAAAAAAGGAGUGUGAAGAUAAAGAGGAAGAGGCCCACAAAGAAGAAGAUAAACAAAUAGAAAAAAGAAUUCCUCAUGAGGAGUUGUAUCUAAUUGUUCCAGGUGAAGCAUCAAAAAGAAAGCGUUCCAAAUCUGAGGACAUGGACAAUGUUCAGUCUAAACAUCGUCGGUACAUGGGAGAAGAUUAUGAAGCAGAACUCCAAGUAAAAAUUACAGCCAGAAAGGAUGUUGACCUAAAAUUACAAAAGAUUAUCCAGAGACUGUUAGAAGAAAAACUUACCGCUUUACAGUGUGCGGUAUUUGACAAGACUCUGGCAGACUUGAAAAACCGAAUGGAGAAAGUAGAAUGCAACAAGAGGCAUAAAAAUGUGCUUACUGAAAUGCAGGCUAAAAUUGCAAGAUUGACAAAGCGGGUUGGAGCAGCCAAGGAGGACUUGAAGAAGAGACAGGAAAAUGUGGCAAAUGCACCUGUAUCUCCAGGGAAGGCAGCCCCUGACACUGCAAACGUGAACAAUGCCACGUAUCGAAAUGCUGGCACAGUGAGGCAAAUGCUGGAGUCAAAGAGGAAUGUAGGAGAGACCACACCAGCAACUUUUCAAGCUCCUGUGAAUCCAGUGCCUGCUUCCAGUCUUGCUGCUUCUCCAGCAGUUGUCAGUGGACAUCCUAAGCUUCAGACUCCAGUGUCCUCCACCAGCUCUUUGACAACAGCAGUGCUUCCCACAGCUAACACGGCUACGGUUGUAGGCACUAACCAAGUGCCCACUGGCAGCACUCAGUCAGUGUCUGUCUCACUGCAGUCUUUGCCCGUAAUCCUGCAUGUACCUGUGGCAGUAUCGUCCCAGACGCCGCUCCUGCAAAGCCACACAGGGACUUUGGUCUCUAACCAGCAGUCAGGCAACGUUGAAUUUAUAUCUGUACAAAACUCAUCUACAGUUGGUAGCCUUACCAAAACUACAGUGUCUUUGGCAUCAACUAACACAACUAAACCAAAUAACAUCCCACAUGUGCCCAGUCCUGGCAUUCAGAGGAACCCUACACCCAGUGCUGGGUCAAUAAGCACAACAUUGGCAGUACAGGCUGUUCCUACUACUCAUCCUGUUGCUCAGACCACAAGGACUUCUUUGCCCACAGUGGGUACUCCAGGACUUUAUAAUGCAGCCACCAGUCGACCGCCCCUACAGAUGAAGAUUCCUCUCACUGCGUUUAAUAGUACAGCUCCUACUGAACCACCCACCAUUGCAGCACCCAAGAUUGAAAACCAGACCAACAGGCCAUCAACAGAUACUUCGGCAAACAAGCGACCUGCUGAGGGAACAACACAGCAGUUGAAACAGGAAGAGACCUCAUCAGAAAAUAAAGACGCAGUAGAAGGAGCACAGACGAAUUUUAACUUCCCUGAGGAUGUCCUCUUUGGCUUGGAGGAAGAGGAAGAGGAUGCUAAGAGCAUCAAAAACACCCACAAGCAGACUGGCUGGGCAGCUAACCUAUUAAAACAGUGGCUGGCCAAAAAUGGCAAGGAUCCUAGCUUUGAAUUGGUCCCAAGCGGGAAGUUCACAGGAAGUGAAACAGGAGGUGUCAUUGAUCUUACACUGGAUGAAGAGGAUGACAGCUGUUCUCAAGAUGGCAAGAAGCAGAAGCAGAACCAGAGCCAGGCACCUGUGACAGGACUGAGCAUACCUACCCAGCCCUUGACUCGACCCCUGCAGCCUUUGCCACCUUUGCAGCCAAGCCCUGUGCAGCAGCCAGGUGUGACAACAAGUGGCCCUUCCCAGACCACCAUCCAUGUAUUACCCACAGCUUCGACAACAGUGAAUGUAACUCAUCGGCCUGUGGCUCCAGCUGUUCCCAAGCUUCCUAUCCCAAGAACCCCUGGUAAUCAUCAGGUGGUCUAUACCACUAUUCCUGCACCACCGGCUCAGAAUCCUGUAAGAGGAGCUGUCAUGACCAGCCCAGGGUUAAGGCCAGUCACCCCACAGACUGGAGGUGUGACCGUGAGAAUGCCUCAGACAACCUACGUGGUGAACAACGGGCUGGCUCUGGGCUCUGGAGCGCCUCAGCUCACGGUGCACCAUCGACCGCCACCAACGCACACUGAGCCACCGCGCCCCAUACAUCCCGCCCCACUUCCAGAGGCACCACAGCCACCACGUCUGCCCCCUGAAGCUGCCAACACUUCUCCACCUCAAAAGCCACAGCUGAAGCUGGCCCGGGUACAGAGCCAGAAUGGGAUUGUGCUGUCAUGGAGUGUGAUGGAGGUGGACCGGAGCUGUGCCACUGUGGACAGUUACCACCUGUAUGCCUACCACGAGGACCCCAGUGCCACCAUGCCCUCGCAGUGGAAGAAGAUCGGGGAGGUGAAGGCGCUGCCGCUGCCCAUGGCGUGCACUCUGACACAGUUCGUGUCCGGCAGCAAAUACUACUUUGCAGUCCGGGCUAAGGAUAUCUAUGGACGCUUCGGACCCUUCUGUGACCCCCAGUCCACAGAUGUGAUCUCUUCCCAGAGCAGUUAAACUAGAGCUCUUUGGACCCUUUAAACCUGUCCUGCUAUCAAGAAUUACCCCAAUUUUGGGAGGAAUUGAUCCCAUGCAUGUAAUUCACCUUUAAAACCACUCUGUGGGAUUAUUUUAGACAGCUGUGUGAUACACUACAUGCAUUCAGAACCAAAAGAAAAAUAAAGUCUGAUCUGCAGCAAGAGAGCCUGUUUUUUCUAAGUAGUUCAUGUCAUUGGCCAUUUGAAAAUUUUUGGUUUCCUUCCAUGACAGGUGUUCUACCUAGGUACCUACUAUCCUUUAUCCAAGAGCAGCAUCCUGAAUGCCUGAGAUUCUGCUUCGAAGUGGAAACAAAAUAGUAAAUUGCAGUUUGUCUGAAGUAAAACAUACACAUCUGUGAUGUUUAUUGAGACAUCAACACAAGGGCAAGAAUGAUCUGCCUCUUGUCCCCCAGCAGUCUGUGAGCAGGCUGUGACAUGAAGGGUGAUACAAGGUCUUUUUUUGUACUGGUACAUUGAGUGAUCUAGUCUUACCUUGCAAACUGUAAUAAGCUCUCUGAGGGGAGGGAAGGGAAUGUGAGUCUGGCCAGGAACUCGUGUAAAUUUGGAGGUGCUGGGAAAAAAAAAUAAUAAAUCAUCCCACAAACCUCCUACCUCUUCUAAGUAAGAAUGCUCCUCUAUUUUCACCAUCCUCCCCUACUCACCCUGGGAGCAUUCCCUGAUCAGAUCUGAAACUGGAUUGUAAAGACUGCAUUCACACUUCUCUACUUCAGACUAUUUCUCUGCCCCUCCCCUCAUACAUCCAUCCCUAUUUUUUAGAUUUAUUUUGUGCCUUAAAGAAUAAUUUCAGAAAUAAAAUGUAGCCAGAUACCUUGUGCUGUUCUUUUAUUUGCUUGGAGUUAUUUUUCCCUUUACCCUUCUAGUCUUUUAUUAGUGCUUCUCAUUUUCCAGGCCUGCAGUAAUUACUAUUUCUGUAAAGACAAGAAAUUGUAACAUCUGCUGAUGGUGAAUUUGUUCUUACCUCCAGUAUCACUCAACCCUUUCCUUACUGUAAUUCUUGAAUAGUUGUUUUUGUCCUGUCCAGAAUAUUGAGUAUACAGACAUUAUUUUCCUCCAGAGAUUUUUCUGGUUCUUUUGGGAAAGCUGUAUGCUGCAAUUCAGCCAAAGAAGAAACCCCUGUGGCACAGUGCCAUGAAAGCUUCUACCUGUUUGCACUUGUUUGGAUGCUCACUGAGUACAAACGGAGGAGCUGGCCUCCCAGUGUGCUUCUCUCUCCCCUUACUUGCCUGCCCCUGCAGAAAGCAAACCACAACCAAGGGCGGUUAGAAGCCAUUUUAGACACUAACCUAAACCGUGUGAGCAACUGCAAAUGUUAAUAAUGCUUUCAUGAUGCUUCUGAGCUGAGAAAAAUUGGUGCAUCUCCUUGGCUGUCAUUGACACAUUAAAUUUGCUUUUUGCAGAACAAUACUGUAACGCACCUGGACAAGAAAGUAGAUGCAAGGUUUUCAUUUUGGCAAUUUUCAGUUGCAUUCCUGCCCAGCAGAACCAAACAGUGGGUUUAGAGGGGAAAGAUUUUUUUUUUAAUCCACUUCACCAUAUAGCAAAGCUGCAGAGUAUAACACUUCUUCAUUUCAAUGCUCUCUCUCAAAACCAACACGUUGAAGUGUGAAGCAAGAUUGAAGUGUCAAGAGAAGUUAAAUCUCCAAACAAGGCAGAUGAAAUACGCUAUGAGAUUAUGGGUUCUGUAGCUGUUGUUCUUUUAGAACCUUUACACUGAAAGAAAUGGCAGUGUAGACCUCUGUCUGGUUUACUGUGCUACUUAACGUAGCUGGGGGUGUCACUUCUCUCGGGUGGAUAUUCUCUGUAUGGAAACUUGCAUUUAAAGGUAUAGCAGUUCCUGCUGAUUUAGGCAAGCAAAAAUUCUGGCUAAAUCCAAGUAUCCUUAGAGAAGGUUCAUGCUGUGUAUGAACAAUGUGUAGCCUUUCCUUUGAACUGCAGUUGUCCCUGUAUUUCUGGUGCUAAUUAUCAAAAAUGCCUUGAACUUUUCUGUGUUUAAGUAAAUGUUUUGUUUGCUUAUUUCAAGGAAUAAUUACUUAAUAAUGCAUUUAGUCUAUUUAUGGAAAUAGACUAAAUUUGAGGUCUUAUAAAGAGCUCUGUAAUAGAGAUUAGAACAGUUCUUUCUAGUUGAUGGCUGUCAAGUCCUUGGACAAUUUUUUGUUAAUGUGUCUUUGAGGUGGUACCAAAGAGCCAUUGGCCGUAUCAGUACUAUGAAGUUUUACGGUUUGAAAGUUAAAAUAAACAUGAGGAUACAAUGUAGAACUUACUUCAUUUAUUUAGUUGUGAUUCCAGCCCAAACUAUAUGUGAGCUUUGUUACAGGUUGAGCUUCCAUUUAGAUAUCCCUUGUUUUUUAGGUUAGUCUCCUUUGGGAUAGGCAGGGAGUGUAAGUCCUGCAUUAGAGUAUUUUCUUUCCUCCAGUGGAGGUAUUAAUAUGGGAUGGUCUGUCAUUCCAUUUGGAGGUUUUGUGGGCUGCAUCAUUAGAGAAAGAAGACUCGUAUCAUGAGCUUGCUAACAAACACGAGUAGUGUUUAAUUCCUUACUUCACAGCAGUUUUUCCCAUGUAGUCGAGUAGCUGAUGGUUUUAUUAUCCUUUAUCUCUCAGAAAUAUUAAAAACUAUUAAGAAACUUUCUGCUAGCAACAAUCAAUCAGAAAUAAUUUGUUUCAUUUACAGACUUUAUUUGAAAGUAUUACCAAAAUAUUUGGCAACAUUCAGUACAGGUGUGUUAAUACUGUGAUUCUAGACUGGUCUCUUCAUUAAUGAAAAAUGUCAAUCGCUGAGGCCGUCCACUUUUAAAUAUGCUAAAAAAAUCUGUAUGGCUUUUAAGUGGAAGUGUUUGGUUUGGUUUCUUCUCUGCACUUAAUGCAAGUUUUUCCAUCUUUCAAUAGCUUGGUGUCCUGACUCGUGUCUGAAUUCUGUGAUUUUGUUUUGCUGCUGCCUCUAAGUACAUGACAUUUCAGCAGUACCACCUUGGACUGAGUUGCCUGUCUUUUAGCAAACAUGGCACUGAUUACAGCUGUGGUUUUUUUCAUCCUCAUUUACUUUUUGGUGUGUUUUAGGUUUGGGUUGUUUUCUCUGUGUGAUACAAGGGCAUUUGUCCAGGUUGAAAGUGAUUUGUGGAGCUGUGGAGUGCUGAUGGCAGAAUGUUGUUCUGCAUUUCUCCUAGUUACAGCUUCACUGGCCUCUUAUGUUGCAGUAUGGCUAAAAAACUUCAUUGGAUACAAAAACAUAAAUGCUAUGAGGGGGCAGACUGCAGGUAUAGCAUCUGUACGGUCUCCAGUGUUGGCUUCAGAAAACACCAGGAUGCAGAUCUCUCAGCUUGUAAUUAUUUCCAUGCUCUAAGCAGCUUCCCUAGGCAUUGGUCUGACAUUGGUCCUUGGAAUUGUUUGUGCUGCCCUUGGCCGCGUUAGAUUACCGAGCACAAGCACUGAGACACCCAUUCCCAAGGUUUUUAGCACAAGGCUGGAAACAUCCAUGGAGUUCUCCCUGUAAAAUUAAGAGGUCUUACCCUGCUUCCUUUGAAAACAAAGGCAAAACCCCUCAGUCUUCACUGGGACCACAACUCAGCUCAGUAGUAGGACCUGAAUAUCAUUUUGUACUGUAACAGAAACAGCCACUUCAGCCCUUCCUGGAUGCUGUUCAUCUUAAAUGUACAGUAAAUAAAAAACAAUAUUAUAUGUAGGGAUAAGUCACAUCUGUUCCUGCUCCUGAGACAGCCAUUUCCCAGGAUGAGUAUUGCAUACACUGUACAAAAGCAAGCUGUGAUUCUGCCUUCUUAUACGCCCUUUGAGUAUUCUCCUUUUGUCAAAAAUAUCUAUGCAGAUAUUUUAAAUAGAAGCAUGAUAUAUUGAAUAUAUAUUUUUUUAAUUUGUUGAAUUGGGUAGGGGUGGGCAUUGUAUGAAAAGACUGUAGGGAGAAGAGAUCAAAUGAGACUAAGCCAGCCCUGCCAUGCAAAUCUAUUCCCUUCCAAACGCCUUCUGAGAGGAGAAGGAAAAAAUUAACAAUAGCUAGGAGAAAGCAAAUCAGUGAUUUUUCUUUUUCAUCCCUUUUAAGUUAAAAAGGCAUCUUGCUCAUUAUCAUUACGCAGGCUGAGCAUUCUUCUCUUUUAUAUACAUAUGUCUAUAUAUGUAUGUAUAGAUGUGUGUGUGUAUAUACACAGACACAUAUAUAUAUAUUUGUACUGCUGUCUUAAAUUAAUAGGGUGCAGCUGUAAAUAAGAUAGCUGAGUAGUAGUUGUUCAGGAAUUCCUGUUCAGCUUUAGUAAUUUAUUGGCUAACGGAAGUCAAACGUGCAAAAUCCUUUGUUGGAAAACUCCAAAUUUGAUUUCUUGUUUUGUUUUCCACCUGGACUUGUAAAUACAAAAGAAAAAAUGUAGGACUGAUUUAAUGUCCAAUUUAAACUGGGCUGUUGCCACUUUCCCUGUUUUUGUAUGUACUGUAGAUUAGUGUGUGUCUGUGUUAACUGUAGUGGGGUUUUGUCUGACAAGCCUGGAAUUUAUACUUUGAAAUAAAACUACUGGGUUUUUAACAGUUUGAGUCAUUUGUGCUUAGUUCCUGACACCUCAGUAGGCAACUCUCUCAAAAAAGAGCCCAGAGCCCAUGCUCCUCCUCAUUACAGGUGUUAC
Molecule: messenger RNA, 8613 nt
Organism: Poecile atricapillus (Black-capped chickadee)
Lineage: Eukaryota; Metazoa; Chordata; Aves; Passeriformes; Paridae
Product: activating transcription factor 7-interacting protein 1-like
Exons: 19
Coding region: 385-3954 (1189 amino acids)
Biological process (GO): regulation of DNA-templated transcription
Cellular component (GO): transcription regulator complex; nucleus
Molecular function (GO): protein binding; transcription coregulator activity
Source: RefSeq, a predicted model, not a curated record